Molecule: messenger RNA, 843 nt
Organism: Solanum tuberosum (potato)
Lineage: Eukaryota; Viridiplantae; Streptophyta; Magnoliopsida; Solanales; Solanaceae
Product: FK506-binding nuclear protein-like
Exons: 6
Coding region: 1-843 (280 amino acids)
Source: RefSeq, a predicted model, not a curated record
AUGGAUGAGAUUGACAACUAUGACGAUAGUAGUGCCCAGGCUACUGAUGGUGUUGACUCUAGUGUAAAAAAAACUGACAAUGGAGAUGAGGAGAGUAGUAGAGAUAGUCGAGAUACUAGAGAUGAGGAUGAUGAUCCCCUGUCCUUGCCAUUUUGUGCAAGAGAAAUGUCUGAGUUUGCAGUGAUUACUGGGCUGAAUUGCUCAGCAUACCCCUGUGAUUCAGAAAUGACAAAAGUGCUUCAGAAAGUGAAGUAUUUGAAGAACAAAAUUUAUUUGAAGAAGCAGAGUGAAGUGUACAAAGAAAGAGGGAAUGCAUCGUAUGCUCUGUAUGGCUUCCCCUGGGCAUUUCUGGUGUGGAUAUAUGAGGUUUUUCCUCAUCUUAGUAAGUAUGCAAAGAAGUCCUUGGAUUCUCCUCUGCACAUUCCCCGUUUACUUAGAUGGCACACGACAAAGAGUGAUAAUGUUGUCGAAGCCACUGAUCUUGCAAUAGAUGAUGACAACUUUUCAGCACCAAUAGUUGAUGACGAGAUCCUUCCAUUAGCUGUAGUCGAUGAUGAUCUUGUUGCAGUUGAUGCAUACUUUGCUGAAGAAGUUGAUGAAGAGAUGAAAGAAGAAGAGAAACAACAAGAUGAGGAGAAGAUAACAGAAAAACAAGAAGAGAAGAUGGAAGAGAACAAUGAAGAAAAAGAAAAAGAACAACAAGAGGAGAAGACAACAGAGAAUGAAGAAGAGGAAAAGUUGGAAGCAGAAGACUUUGCCACUGAUGUGGCAGAAGUGGAAAAAGAAAUAGACGUGAUGAGUAUUGUGAUGGAGCUUAAUGGUGAGGUUGGUGGUGAGGAGUAA